Spodoptera exigua (beet armyworm) is the source of this 2243-nucleotide messenger RNA. Lineage: Eukaryota; Metazoa; Arthropoda; Insecta; Lepidoptera; Noctuidae. The record is from the annotation of a GenBank genome assembly.
GUUUAUGUCAGACGAAAUUUGUUUUAUUUGUCUCCACUAGCUUUGCGAUUCAAUUUAAAUUUUAAACACAAAAGUAAUUAAAUUAAAAUGGAAACAGUGAGUUUAGGUAACGAAGAUGAUGUUAAACUUGAUUUUGAUCAUCCAAAAACGAUAUGCAGGUGUUGUUUAACCACUGAUAAACGAAUGAACAACGUCGUGUCUUUCAAGCAGCUAUUUAAGGAUUUAGCUGGAUUAAACGUAACGGAAUCAGAUGGGUUACCUCAAUGGCUCUGCUACGAAUGCAGCGCAUUGUUGCAGAAAUCUGUCAGGUUCAAACAGAAGGUCGAGAAGGCACACACCAUGCUGUGCGAGUACCUUGCUCGAUGUGCUCCGUUCCCAAUAGAACCGCAGGAUGAGGAGUUGACAAAGUAUGCAAGCCCACACCUUGGCACCACAAGUGUGCUUGCGAUAGAUAUUGUGGGCAAAGGGAAGGCUGGACAGUUCGAGGUUUAUGAGCAUGAAAAACGACAACAGCUUUCUGCCUUAGAUGAUAUUAUAAUAAGUAAAAUUGAAGACGAGAAUGUUAAAGAAGAAACUCAGUUUUCAGAUUAUGAAGAUAAUAUGACGUUGGAAGAAUUUAGAUCUGUAGCGAAUAAGAUAACGGAAGAUGAUUUAGCGUGUUUAUUACAAGACACCGACCAGAUAGAAAUGAAAGAAGAAGUCGUUUCUACCAAGAAGAGAAAGCCCAAAGCCAAAGAAGUUAAGAAGAAGAAAAAAGAUAAUAAUACCGAUUCAAGUAAAGAAGAUGGCGAAUACGAAUCCAAGUCUUCAAUCAGAAAACCUAUAGAAUUAGACCCCACCAAGAUAAGGAUAGUCACUCUCAAUCCAGAGGAACAGAUUAAACAGAGAGAGGAGGAAAGUAAAAAUGGACGGAAGUAUCCGUUUUUAUGCAAUCUGUGCUAUAAGGGCUUCAAUUUUGAGUCGAAAUUGCAAAAUCAUAUGAGCAAACACAGUCCAUCCCGCGGACCUUACGAGUGCAAGAUAUGUCACAUGUAUCUGCCUACGUCGUAUAGUUUUAGCGUACAUUCACUCAUACACACAAGAAGGUAUGAAUGUUUGGUCUGUGGACGGCGGAUGAUCGACAGACCAUCGAUUAUAGAGCACUAUAGAACACAACACGAGGGUUUGCUAACUCGCUUCACUUGCCAAAUAUGUGGGAAAGUAUCCAAUAACAACAAAACUCACAGAGGUCAUAUGCGGAACCACCACGGCGGGGAUCGACCCAAGUGUGAUCAAUGCGGGAAAACAUUUAUUAAUAAGGACUCCUUAGUCGAACAUCAACAAAUACACCUAGGUAUAAAGAAUUAUGAAUGCUCUAUAUGCAAUAAGCGGUUUCGAACUAGGACACAAAUUAAUCACCACCAAAUGACUCACACGGAUGUCAAGGAGUUCUAUUGCGUCGAAUGUGAUGUCAGAUUCAAAUCGGCUCACAAUUUGCGAACGCAUCUAACGAGAAGUUUGAAACACAGAGACAAGCAGAGCUUUAAGCACGCUUGUAGCCGCUGUCCGGCCCGGUACGCGUGUGCCCAGUCUCUGGCGGCGCAUGUCCGCGUCCAGCACGAGGGGCACCGCCCCCACGUCUGCGGGGACUGCGGGGCUGCGCUCGCGACGCGAUCCUCGCUGGCUAAACAUAUGCACUCUGUCCAUAUGGGACUCCGGCCCCCGCCUCGACACGUCUGCGACACCUGCGGGAAAGCUUUUAGGGGUAAAAGCGUUCUAGUGAACCACGCUCGCACGCACACAGGUGAAAAACCGUUCGAGUGUGCACACUGCGGGCGUCGGUUCACGCAGCGUACGGCCAUGCGGACCCACGUCAAGCUCGUUCAUCUUAAGCUGCGCCGGACUGCUAAGGUUAAACCAGUCGCGAUAAUAGAUGUCCAGUCAUCAAGAGUGAAUGUAUUUAAGCCGGACCCCCCGAUAGCAGCAGAUACCUGGCGACAACCCUGCGAUGUCUACUUCCAAGUCACCGCGGGGCCCUGAAAUCUGUGGGACCCAAACACCGGGCCCUUAAUAGCAAUGGAGCCUUAAAAGCUUUGGGUACCGAAAAUUCGCGGGCCCCGAACUGUUGUAACAUUAAGAACUAAAUAUAUAGGAUGAUUGGUGAUUAGUGAUAGAUAUUUACACACGAGAAAGAUCGUGGUGGCCCGGAAGUUAAGGCGCCCGCUUCUCAUGCAUGAGGAUUCGAAACCUGGCAAGUACCAAUG